This is a messenger RNA of Colletotrichum truncatum, 417 nucleotides long. Its product is annotated as mmc protein. Gene Ontology annotation, molecular function: structural constituent of cell wall. Gene Ontology annotation, cellular component: fungal-type cell wall. The record is from RefSeq and is a predicted model, not a curated record. Gene Ontology annotation, biological process: fungal-type cell wall organization. Lineage: Eukaryota; Fungi; Ascomycota; Sordariomycetes; Glomerellales; Glomerellaceae.
AUGAAGUUCUCCGCUGCUGCCCUUGUCCUCGCCGCCGGCGCCAUGGCCUCCAAGAACGUCACCUACGUCACUGAGGUCGUCUCUUCCUACACCACCUACUGCCCUGGUCCCACUGUCAUCACCCACGCUGACAAGACCUACACCAUCACCAAGGCUACCACCCUGACCAUCACUGACUGCCCCUGCACUGUCACCAAGCCCGUCAUCACCUCCUCCGUGGUCAAGUGCGAUUCCUGCAGCGUCCCUACCAAGAACGCCACCAUCCCCGUCGUUACUCCCUCCAUCAGCAAGACCGCCACCGGUGGCCUCACCCCCACCAAGCCCAUCUCGGUCCCCACCGCUGGUGCCGGCAAGGCGGCUGCCCUCUCCGGCGCCGGUCUGGCUGGUGUCCUCGGUCUUGCCGCUUUCGUCCUCUAA